AUGAGUCUGCAGGCUUUAGGCGUAUGCUGCAACGGCCAUGGCCACCCUCACGACACGGAGCUGCCCUGGCAGCUUCUGGAGGAGCUGGGCAGCGUUCCCUGUAAAAGCAAAAGUGUCGUGUUUGAUCUGUUAGCUUGUCUGUCGGUUGCUGCUGGAGCAUCUUUGGAGUGUGCGUUUGAGCCCCUCCUGGCCCCAUCGGGUGGGGCUUGGGGCUCCCAGAACGGGGGGCGGGUGGCCUUGGAGCAGUGGUCCCCCAAAGGCCGUUUCGCGGUGGUACUGCGGAGCCGUGGAGAGGAGCUAAUUGGAUUUGUUGUCACCUCGCGAAGCUGCCAGGAGCUCACGUCUGCUCUGGUUACAGAUGAAGACAUCACGGUGACAGGCUCAGAGACAGCUCAGCUGGCAUCCCAGGCCACUAAUAGAGCCAUGUUGAUUUAA
Molecule: messenger RNA, 435 nt
Organism: Rangifer tarandus platyrhynchus (Svalbard reindeer)
Lineage: Eukaryota; Metazoa; Chordata; Mammalia; Artiodactyla; Cervidae
Source: the annotation of a GenBank genome assembly